UUAAACUAUAUACGUAUACAUACAACUAUAUGAGCUAAAUAUAUAAAUAUUAAUUAUAAAUAAUGGACAAAACUGUUAAUAUACAAAUGAUCAAUGGAAAAUCAUUUAUUUGGUCCUCUGAUGAUUGGUAUAUUUUACGAUUUAAGUAUCAUAUUUUGGGUAACCUUAUUGGAUCGCUUCCGUUAACACCACGUCAAGAACAUCAGAAUGGUUUACCUUGUCUAUUAUUGCCAGAAGAAACACGGCUAUUAAUUGAAAAUGGUAUUGGUCGACUAGUUCAGUACCCUUCAUUAACUUGUUUGCCUGAUGAAAAUGAAAUAAUUCAUAAUAAGUCUCAAGAAGACCUAGAUAAGUAUGAAAUACGAAAAAAGUAUGCGGAAAAAAAAGGUGAAAUAAUUAGUAAAUUAGUUCAAUCUGCUAUAUUAGCCGAUGGUGGUCAUAAUUGCAAAGAAGUUAUGGAAUUGAAAAGAGAAAUUUUAAAGAUUAAGCCAUAUGAUGCAUCAUCUCAAGUUUUAAUACAUUUAAAUGAACCUAAAUUGAAAGCAUUGGAAAUAAUGUUGCCUGAAUUUACUACUGAUUUUGAAAAAUUAAGAUAUAAAGUUUUUAAAGAUUUGUGGACAAAAGGAUUCUAUUUGACCUGUGGUAUUAAAUUUGGAGGAGAUUAUUUAGUUUACAAUGGAGAUCCUUUGGCUUAUCACGCACAGUAUAUAGUUUGCUGUGGUGACGUCGACAAACACAACAUAACGAGUGCAAGUCGAAUUGGUUCAGUUACAAACAAAAAAAUGGUACUAGCUAAGCAUAACGAAACGAGUAUUGAGUAUUUCAUUUUACAUUUUAGUAACUCCAAAGUUGUUGACAAAGAGGUUAUACAUUUUGAAAUCUAGUAGUUUGUUAAUAAAUAUUAAAUGUAAA
Messenger RNA from Adelges cooleyi (spruce gall adelgid), 912 nucleotides. It is a transcript of the gene Tsen34, whose product is annotated as tRNA-splicing endonuclease subunit Sen34. Gene Ontology annotation, biological process: tRNA-type intron splice site recognition and cleavage; tRNA splicing, via endonucleolytic cleavage and ligation. Gene Ontology annotation, molecular function: tRNA-intron lyase activity; nucleic acid binding. Gene Ontology annotation, cellular component: tRNA-intron endonuclease complex. The transcript is spliced from 4 exons. The record is from RefSeq and is a predicted model, not a curated record. NCBI's taxonomy places the organism in Eukaryota, Metazoa, Arthropoda, Insecta, Hemiptera, Adelgidae. Bases 63 to 884 code for a protein of 273 amino acids.